AUGUUGUAUGGGUCAAGAAGUGAUUUUCUCAAAAGCUGCGUAUUUCUUGAGGAAUUCGGGUUUGAUGUUAAUAUGGAUCCCAGUAGAGGUUGGCCUUUUCAUGGCUCACCAGCUAUCGUGGAAUCUCCUACUGCAAAAGCCGGGUUGCAAACUGACAUUGGAGGUAAGAAAAGGCAGCAAGAAGUAAAGAAAUGUAAUAGGAAAGCCACAACGUUUAUUAUCUCCUUUUUGCUUCAGUUUUUUUUACUGUGUAUAAUAAAAUUAAGCUUUAUGCCGGUAAAAGUUCAGAUCGCCUAA
Messenger RNA from Mycotypha africana, 297 nucleotides. RefSeq lists its product as uncharacterized. The transcript has a single exon. Bases 1 to 297 code for a protein of 98 amino acids. The record is from RefSeq and is a predicted model, not a curated record. Lineage: Eukaryota; Fungi; Mucoromycota; Mucoromycetes; Mucorales; Mycotyphaceae.